AUGCAGGCGCCCGACGAUGGUGUGGACGGCGCGCAGGGCCCGGGAGGACAGCGACGGCCCGCUGUCCCGUGGGGCCCCGGAAGCCAGGGCCGCCCUGGCAGCCAAGGAGCCGCGGGCAACACUAUGGCCGAGCCUGUCGGACCCCAACCACUCCCGCAAGGCCCGGGCCCUGCUGGAGACGCCGCCCCCGCCGCCGCGGAGCCUGGCGGCCGGGUGCUGGAGUUCACGCUCACCUUACCGUUCCGGUGCCCCCUGGAGGCCGACAUGGCCCGCCGGUCCAUGGCCCCUGACGCCCCGCGCUACCUCGGGGUGGUGCACAAGGAGCUCACGGUGAACGGCAGCAGCCUGGUGGUGCACUGGACCGCCGAGGACCCUGUUCUCUUCCGAAUUUCCAUCAACUCCUUCCUGGACCAGCUUUCCCUGGUGAUUCGGAACAUUCGCCGUAUGUGGCCGCCGUCUGCACCCACCCCCGGCCGAGGAAAGGGACCUAAGGUGUGACCCCCUUGGCCGACUCUGCCAGGCACGGGAGGCUGCCCUGACCGGCAUUCUGGCGGCCCGGUUCUGGGCCGGGCUUAACGGGGCACCGUGGACCCUUGUUUGCUGUCCCCGUUGCUAGAGGGGAGGGGUUGGACUGUGCCGCGUUACUACACAAAAUAAAGCCCAACUUGUGU
Molecule: messenger RNA, 671 nt
Organism: Talpa occidentalis (Iberian mole)
Lineage: Eukaryota; Metazoa; Chordata; Mammalia; Eulipotyphla; Talpidae
Product: EKC/KEOPS complex subunit LAGE3-like
Exons: 3
Coding region: 1-498 (165 amino acids)
Cellular component (GO): EKC/KEOPS complex
Source: RefSeq, a predicted model, not a curated record